AUGCAGUCCAAAGAGGUCCGCAUUAUUGCCCUACUAACAUUAGAUACGGCCUUUUUCUUUCUUGAAAUUAUCAUCGGAUAUGCCGUCCACUCUCUUGCUCUUGUUGCAGAUGCAUUCCACAUGCUCAAUGACAUUUUCUCUCUUUUAGUUGCCCUAUGGGCAGUCCGUGUUGCUAAAUCACGCGGUGUCGAUUCAAAAUAUACUUAUGGCUGGCAGCGUGCUGAAAUUCUUGGUGCCCUCAUUAACGCCGUCUUUCUUAUUGCCCUUUGUAUGACCAUCUUCCUCGAAGCAAUCCAGCGUCUCAUUGAGGUCCCCGUAAUUACAAACCCCCAGCUCAUUCUUAUUGUCGGUACAGCCGGUCUUGCUUCAAAUAUUAUUGGCUUGUUUUUAUUCCACGAACACGGUCACUCUCAUGGUGGCAGCGGUCACUCCCAUGGAGGCUCCUUUGACGAAGAAGCAGCUAUCGACGAGCACGAACACGAGCACGAACAUGAACAUGAGCACGAACAUUCCCACUCGCAUUCUCACUCUCAUUCGCACUCUCAUUCGCACUCUCAUUCGCACUCUCAUGCCCACGGUGACAUUACAGAAGCUGACGUUCUCGGUUUCAACGCCUCUAAAAAAUCCGAAGCUGAAGACUUCCGUAAAGCCCUGGCUGAUGACUCGCGCCCAAUCUCUGAGGCUCUCCCCUCUUCCAUCGUUUCUCGUCUUUCUGAAAACUCUCCCCUCUUGCGUCCAUCUCAACAACCUUCAACUUCGUCUUCAGACGAAACUUAUGGAGCUACACAACCUGAACAUGACCAUUCCGACGAAGAAGUCCACAUCCAUGAACCUCGCCCACGGUCUCUCUCACUCACUCACUCCAACCAUUUCCAUGCAAAACCAAAAGUCACAACUACAAAGUCUAAAUCUCUCAACAUGGAAGGUGUCUUUCUUCACGUUCUUGGCGAUGCUAUGGGCAAUAUUGGUGUCAUGAUUACCGCCUUGCUUAUUUGGAAAACUGACUACUCAUGGAAAUACUACAUGGACCCAAUCAUCUCUCUCGUUAUCACUGCAAUCAUUUUCUCCUCUGCAAUGCCCCUCUGUCGCAGAACCUCUGCAAUCCUUCUUCAAGGUGUUCCUCAAACAGUCAAUGCAAAUGAAGUCAAGGAAGAUAUUGUGUCCCUUCCUGGAGUACUUGACAUUCACGAGCUCCACAUUUGGAUUCUUCGCGAAGAUCUUAACGUUGCCACACUGCAUGUGUCUGUUUCCAUUACUCCAGAAGAGUUUAUGAAACUGGCCCAGCGUAUUCGCACCUGCAUGCGCGGACACGGUAUUGCGUCCACCACCAUUCAACCUGAGUUUAUUAGCAAGAGCAAGGCAAACUCCAUUUGUAGUUACUCCCAUGCCGGCGAGGUAUCCACUGGCGGUCUUCACGCAUUGUCGGUGACGGCUGCAAACUCGGAGCACCACCACCAUACUGGGGCCAAUAGCAGCGGUGACACAACGCCGACUUGUGUGCUCCAGGGCAACAAGCCAACGGGUGGAUUACAAGCCAACCACAGUAGUACUAGUUUGAUUUGA
Magnusiomyces paraingens is the source of this 1563-nucleotide messenger RNA. RefSeq lists its product as uncharacterized. Gene Ontology annotation, biological process: intracellular zinc ion homeostasis; zinc ion transmembrane transport. The record is from RefSeq and is a predicted model, not a curated record. NCBI's taxonomy places the organism in Eukaryota, Fungi, Ascomycota, Dipodascomycetes, Dipodascales, Dipodascaceae. Bases 1 to 1563 code for a protein of 520 amino acids. Gene Ontology annotation, molecular function: zinc ion transmembrane transporter activity. The transcript is spliced from 2 exons. Gene Ontology annotation, cellular component: fungal-type vacuole membrane.